Messenger RNA from Habropoda laboriosa, 3831 nucleotides. RefSeq names its product probable phospholipid-transporting ATPase IA (gene ATP8A). Gene Ontology annotation, cellular component: plasma membrane. The transcript is spliced from 22 exons. NCBI's taxonomy places the organism in Eukaryota, Metazoa, Arthropoda, Insecta, Hymenoptera, Apidae. Gene Ontology annotation, biological process: phospholipid translocation. The record is from RefSeq and is a predicted model, not a curated record. The coding region runs from base 123 to 3776 and encodes 1217 amino acids. Gene Ontology annotation, molecular function: ATPase-coupled intramembrane lipid carrier activity; ATP binding; magnesium ion binding.
ACUGUUGUUUUGGAUAAAAAGUGUGCACCGGUUUUAUGAAAUGUUGACUGUCUGUACUGGCUUCUUUCGGUGAAUUAAAAAAAGAAGUGAUGUGAGAGACAUUUCAUUUAGCAAACGGCAACAUGGAAGUAGCUGUUACAAAAGUGAUACAAUGGUUCAACGAACUGAGAUCCCGUUUUCAUCUUUAUUUGUACGCUCAAAAUCUUGGUCCCAUAAGGGCGGAAAAUGGUGCGUCCCAAGGUGACGAUCAGCGGUCUUCGCACCAACAUGAUAGCAGUGAAGAGAGGGUGGUUUUCGUAAAUGCUCCUCAUCAGCCAGCGAAAUAUAAAAACAAUCGCAUUUCUACCGCGAAGUACUCAUUACUUUCGUUUAUACCUAUGUUCCUUUUUGAACAAUUUCGUCGGUACAGUAAUUGUUUCUUCCUAUUCAUCGCCCUCAUGCAGCAAAUACCGGAUGUGUCACCAACAGGUCGAUACACAACUUUGGUUCCAUUAAUCUUCAUUCUUAGUGUAUCUGCAUUAAAAGAAAUAGUUGAGGAUAUUAAAAGGCAUAGAGCAGAUGAUGAAAUAAAUAUGCGUGAAGUGGAAGUUUUAAGGGAUGGUCACUGGCAGUGGAUACAGUGGAGAAAUGUUGCUGUUGGUGAUGUUGCUAAGGUUAUAUCUUAUACCCUGCUAGAAUUAUUGGCAUCAUCGGAGCCACAGGGUAUGUCUUUCAUAGAGACUGCCAAUUUGGACGGAGAAACAAAUCUGAAGAUAAGACAAGCCCAUCCUGACACUGCCAGUAUUUUAGAUACUGCAGAAUUAAUGAAUUUUCGUGCAAACAUUCAGUGUGAACCACCAAACAGGCAUUUGUAUGAAUUCAAUGGAGUAUUGAGAGGAACCAACAGACAAAGUGUACCUUUGGGACCUGAUCAAGUAUUACUUCGUGGAGCAAUGUUAAGGAAUACACGUUGGGUGUUUGGCGUAGUCAUCUAUACAGGCCAUGAUACAAAACUUAUGCAAAACAAUACUACAACUGCACCCUUGAAAAGAUCCACUUUGGAUCGACUGACCAAUACACAAAUACUCAUGUUAUUCUUUAUUCUUCUUUUGCUGUGUAUUUUAUCUGCAGUAUUUAAUAUUAUUUGGACUAAAGCUCAUAAUGAAGGAUUAUGGUAUUUAGGUUUGCAAGAGGAAAUGACGAAAAACUUUGCUUUUAAUCUUUUAACGUUUAUUAUUUUAUUCAAUAACUUAAUACCCAUUUCAUUACAAGUCACAUUGGAAGUAGUAAGAUUUGUUCAAGCUACAUUUAUUAAUAUGGAUAUUGAAAUGUACCAUGCAGAAACAGAUACUCCUGCAAUGGCUCGUACAAGUAAUCUUAAUGAAGAACUUGGUAUGGUUAAUUACGUUUUUACUGAUAAAACUGGAACUUUAACAAGAAAUGUAAUGGAAUUUAAACGAUGUUCAAUUGGUGGUAAAAUGUACGAUUUGCCGAUUCCAAAUUCUAAUGGUGAUGAAGAUAGUAGUAGUAUCAAUAGUGAGCUAGUUAGAGAUAUUGUCGAAGGAAAGUUGCUAGAAGGUUCUUCUCGUCCCGCUGAUAAAAAGGCUGCGAACCAUGCAAAAAUAGUGCAUGAGUUCAUGAUUAUGCUCUCCGUGUGUCAUACGGUAAUUCCCGAGAAGAUCGAUGAUACUAUAAUUUAUCAUGCUGCAUCGCCAGAUGAAAGGGCCCUAGUAGAUGGAGCGCGUAAAUUUAAUUACGUAUUUGAUACUAGGACACCCGCUUAUGUGGAAAUAAUAGCCUUGGGUGAAAGACUUCGAUAUGAAGUAUUAAAUGUAAUAGAAUUUACGUCAGCGAGAAAACGAAUGUCGAUAAUUGUAAAAACACCAGAUGGAAAAAUCAAACUUUUUUGUAAAGGAGCUGAUUCCGUUAUAUACGAAAGAUUAGGUUCAGCUCCCGUAGAAAAUAGUGAUCCUGAUCAGGAAGGCUUGGACGAUUUUCGAGAUGUAACUUUAGAGCAUCUGGAAACAUUUGCAUCCGAUGGUUUAAGAACACUUUGUUUCGCUGUUGCAGAUAUACCUGACAGUUUUUACCAGUGGUGGCGUGAAACGUAUCACAAUGCAACAAUUAGUAUGGGGAACCGUGAUAAUAUGAUUGACAUUGCCGCGAAUCUUAUUGAAACAAAGUUAAGAUUAUUGGGAGCAACUGCUAUUGAAGAUCAAUUACAAGAUCAGGUACCAGAAACGAUACAGGCUCUUUUACAAGCUGACAUUAAUGUUUGGGUAUUAACCGGAGAUAAACAAGAAACGGCUAUUAACAUCGGCUACUCUUGUAGAUUGAUUACACACGGAAUGCCAUUGUAUAUCAUUAACGAAUCAUCUUUAGAUAAAACAAGAGAAGUUAUAAUACAGCGUUGUCUUGACUUCGGGAUCGAUUUAAAGUGUCAAAAUGACGUAGCUCUUAUUAUAGAUGGAAAUACGUUAGAAUUUGCAUUAUCCUGUGAUACUAGAAUGGACUUUCUGGAUUUAUGUUCGUCUUGCAAGGUUGUUAUCUGUUGCAGAGUGUCGCCAAUGCAGAAAGCUGAGGUGGUUGAUUUAAUUACGAGUAAUAAAAAAGCUGUGACACUUGCAAUUGGAGAUGGUGCAAAUGAUGUAGCAAUGAUCCAGAAAGCCCAUAUUGGUGUUGGUAUUUCUGGCGUUGAAGGUCUUCAAGCAGCUUGUGCUUCUGAUUACUCUAUUGCGCAGUUUCGUUUUCUGAAACGCUUAUUGCUCGUUCAUGGCUCGUGGAACUACAGUAGAAUGUGUAAACUAAUACUGUAUUCGUUCUAUAAAAAUAUUUGUCUGUAUGUCAUUGAACUGUGGUUUGCUAUUUACUCCGGCUGGUCCGGGCAAAUCCUUUUCGAGCGAUGGUCGAUCGGUCUUUAUAAUGUUGUAUUUACAGCAGCACCUCCAUUAGCUAUGGGACUUUUUGAUAAAGUAUGUUCCGCGGAUACUCAUUUAGCUCAUCCAGGAAUGUAUGCCACGAAGAAUACUGGUGAAUCAUCGUUUAACAUUAAGGUGUUUUGGAUUUGGAUAGCAAAUGCUUUAAUACAUUCAUCUCUCCUUUAUUGGCUAUCACUAAUGGCUCUAAAAGAAGGCGUGGUAUGGGGAAACGGUCGAGAUGGUGGUUACAUCGUUUUAGGAAAUUUUGUGUAUACUUAUGUUGUAGUGACAGUAUGUGGCAAAGCGGGAUUAAUAAUAAACUCCUGGACGUGGGUUACUCAUUUAGCAACGUGGGGAUCUAUUGUGCUAUGGUUCUUAUUUAUUUUUAUAUAUAGUAAUUUCUGGCCUCCUUUAAAUGUGGGUGCAGUGAUGUUAGGCAAUGAUAGGAUGCUGUUUUCUUCGCCUGUUUUCUGGCUGGGUUUGGUACUUAUACCAUCAGCAGUACUACUUCUGGAUGUUACAGUUAAAGCAGUGAAGAAUACAGUGUGGAAAUCCGUAACUGCGGCAGCUAGGGAAAACGAGAUACGGAAAUCUGACCCCGGGGACAUAUUCAACAGCCAUGACUAUAGAAGCUCAUUGACGGAGACAGCGAGACUACUGAAAAACGUAAAAAGUGUAUUCUCCAGGCGAUCAAACGCCGCCUCCAGAGUUAAUGUCGAGGUGGAGCUAUCACAGACUAAUAGGUUGCGCUCUUUAUUGUUGCACAUGCUGCACGAUGCAGAUGGAUUCGCGUUCUCUCAAGAGGAAGGAGGCUCGGUGACACAGACGGAUGUAAUCAGAGCUUACGAUACAAAUCUUCCGAAACCUGGCGGCAUGUGAUCUUAAUCUAUCUACAGAAAGAAAGAAAAACAAAAAAAAAAAAAACAAAAAAAAA